Salvia splendens (bonfire salvia) is the source of this 1108-nucleotide messenger RNA. Its product is annotated as peroxidase 27. The transcript is spliced from 4 exons. Lineage: Eukaryota; Viridiplantae; Streptophyta; Magnoliopsida; Lamiales; Lamiaceae. The record is from RefSeq and is a predicted model, not a curated record. Gene Ontology annotation, molecular function: peroxidase activity; heme binding. Gene Ontology annotation, biological process: hydrogen peroxide catabolic process; response to oxidative stress. Bases 19 to 999 code for a protein of 326 amino acids.
UUUUGAGUUUGAGAGUUGAUGAAAAUGGCUUCUUCAACUAAGCUUUUCUCUCUCACUCUUUUCUUUCUAGGAAUCAUUGCACUAAGCAAUGCUCAAAGCCUAUCUCUCAAAUACUACAGCAAGACAUGUCCAAAGGUUGAAUACAUUGUGAAGAAAGAAACUAACAAAAUCAUUUCUGUUGCCCCAACUCUUGCAGCUCCCCUCCUCCGGAUGCAUUUCCACGAUUGCUUCGUUAGGGGUUGUGAUGGUUCGGUGUUGAUAAACUCAACAACAAACAAUCAAGCUGAGAAAGAUGGAUUUCCCAACCUCUCUCUAAGAGGGUAUGGAUCCAUUGAUAGAGUGAAAACUGCGGUGGAGAAGGAGUGCCCCGGUGUUGUUUCUUGUGCCGAUAUCUUGGCGCUGGUCGCGCGUGAUGCUACUGUAGCUCUUCACGGACCUUUCUGGGCCGUGCCACUAGGAAGAAGGGAUGGGAGAGUGUCACUAGCCAAUGAGACUUUAACUAAUCUUCCACCCCCUUUCUUCAACAUCACUCAAUUGAAAGCAAGUUUUGCCUCCAAGAACUUGACCACAAAGGAUCUAGUUGUCUUGUCAGGAAGCCACACAAUCGGAACCUCCCACUGCUCUAGCUUCAGCAACCGCCUCUACAACUUCACGGGUAGAGGCGACAGCGACCCCUCAUUGGACCCCAACUACGCGGCCCGCCUGAGGAGCCGUUGCCCCCCGGCCGACCAGACCACCCUCGUGGAGAUGGACCCGGGCAGCUUCAAGACGUUCGACGAAGACUACUACACCCUCGUGGCCAAGAGGAGAGGCCUAUUCACCUCGGAUUCGGCUCUUCUCGCGGAUAGUGAGACUAGGGAGUAUGUUCUUCGACAAGCAAGAACAAAGGGCUCCACUUUCUUGGAGGAUUUUUCGGAAUCCAUGGUGAAAAUGGGCAAGAUCGGUGUGCUCACAGGGAGCCAGGGUGAAGUGAGAAGAAGAUGUGCUUUUGUUAAUUAGAUAAUUAAUUGGUUUGUUUGAUUUGUUUCUGUCUUAAUUCGGAUAGAUAUCAUGAUGAUCCAUUUGUUUUUUCGUUUUGUUAUGUUUUUUGUAUGAUUGAGUGAGUUGC